GCCCUCAUCAAAGGUUAGACGUAGUUGUCUCACCAGGAAGUCUUUGUCAUUCUCUCGCGUUAUCUUGACACUUGCAGUUGUUGCCGAAACAAGGAGCACGAUUUUUCGUACGGUUUAAUCGUCUUAUGGAGCCGCAUUACCUUGAUACAUAGCAAAGUGAUAAUUGCGUGACCAUUUCUGUUAUACGCGAGUGUGAGACAUGGAAGAGGGACCGUAGUUCCUUUUUUGGAAACGAUUUCCAAUACAUCCAUUACUAGAUUUAAACGGACUGUAAAUGUAGGCUAAUUGGAUUGUAUCUGUGUCUAUCUAUUAGUAGGAUUUAAUCCCGUCCACUACGAGACAAGUCAUUUGGAAAAAUGGAGGAGGACAUUGAGUAUACGAAAUUGCCUUUAGAGGAGCGCUGUGUGCACAAGUCAUGGAAGGCACGAUUACACGGUUAUGAGGAAUGCACAAAAACGUUUCGUCGCAUAGAUGAUGAAAAAUCACCAGAGUGGAAUAAAUUCAUUGGACUAGUAAAAAAGUUUGUCGUUGAUAGCAAUGCGGUUGCCCAAGAGAAAGGUUUGGAAGCAACGCUAGCAUUUGUUGAAAAUGCCGCGGCAGCUUCAAAAACUGUCAGUGACGUAAUGAGCGGUAUUGUCACUAAAUGUAUCGCUGCACCCAAAGCAAAGACAAAGGAUUUAGCUGUACAGAUAACACUCAUGUAUAUAGAAAUAGAAAAGCAAGAUGCAGUACAAGAGGAAUUGUUGAAAGGCACCGAGGCAAAAAAUCCAAAGAUUGUCUCCGCUUGCAUCUCUGCACUGACUUUGUCCCUCAGAGAGUUCGGUCCCAAAGUUAUUAACAUUAAGCCACUGAUUAAGAAAAUGCCAAGUUUCUUGGAGGACAGAGAUAAAACUGUUAGAGACGAAGGGAAAGCCAUGGUCAUUGAAAUAUACAGAUGGAUUGGAGCACCUUUGAAACAACAACUUAGUACCUUAAAGCAAGUACAAUUAACAGAAUUGGAAACUGAGUUUGCACAGAUAGAAAAAAGCACGGUUGCUCCAACUCGCUACUUAAAGUCCCAGAAAUCAAAGAUUAGGGCCGUUGCAGAGUCAGGUGCUAGUGCUACCCACGAAGGUGGCGAAGAGGAAGAUGACGAUGCUUCCGCCUCGGAAAUAGAUCCUUACGAACUAUUGGAACCUGUCGAUAUUCUUUCCAAACUUCCAAAGGAUUUCUUUGAGAGCGUUGAGGCAAAAAAAUGGCAGGAACGAAAAGAGGCAUUAGAGGCUUUGGAAACUUUAGUCAAGAACCCAAAACUAGAAAACGGCGACUACGGUGAUGUAGUGCGAGCUUUGAAAAAGAUGAUCGCAAAAGACUCAAAUGUGUUAGUAGUUGCCUUAGCAGGGAAGUGUUUAGCUGGUCUAGCAUCAGGACUGAAAAAGCGAUUCCAACCAUAUGCUUUAGCAUGUCUACCUGUGAUUUUAGAGAAGUUUCGUGAGAAAAAACAAAAUGUUGUACUAGCCCUUCGCGAGUGCUGUGAUGCUAUAUUCCAAAGUAUUGCUAUCGACGUUAUGCUGGAGGACGUGGUAGCUGCAUUGGAGAAUAAAAAUCCCGCAGUGAAAGCUGAGACCGCUGCUUUCAUGGCACGUUGCUUCGCCCGAACAUUACCUUCGACUUUGAAUAAAAAAUUAUUGAAAGCAUAUACCGGGGCACUGCUAAAAACUUUGAACGAACCAGACCCAACUGUUCGAGACAAUUCUGCGGAAGCCCUUGGGACAGCCUUGAAGUUAGUCGGUGAAAAGGCAAUAUCACCAUUUCUUACCGACUUAGACAAUUUAAAGAUGGCAAAGAUCAAAGAGUGUGCGGAUCAAGCCGUGAUUCAGGUGAAGAUGCCAGUGGUUAGAAAGGCGCCGAGUGAGAGACCAAACACGGCGCCGGCAAAAAUAGAGUCACCUGUAAAGUCCAAGGAAUCUGAAAAUCAAGGAGCACCCAAAGCAGGCAAGAGGCCAAAUACCACGGCGACUAAAAAGGGUCUCUCCAAGAAAUCCACAAAUUCUUCGCUCACGAAUCUAGGUGGAACCAAGAAAUCUAACGCAACAAAGGUUCAAGUCGAGAGAAAUCUUAGUAGUGAAGAGGUGGAUGAAUUAGCUGCGCAAACAUUACCCAGCGAUGUGAUCUCUGGACUUGUCGAUAGCAACUGGAAAACACGUUUGGCUGCUGUCGAACAACUGUCAGAAGCAGUGAAACUCAUGGAUCCAGCGGAAGUGUCUACGCAGGUCAUUGUCAGGACCCUGGCCAAAAAACCUGGGUUCAAGGACACGAAUUUCCAGGUUCUCAAGCUUCGACUGGAAAUUGUCAAAAUGCUCGCAGAGAAUUAUCCUUUCUCCAGCACCGUGUCGGAGUAUUGUAUCAUGGAUAUCACGGAGAAACUUGGCGACGGGAAAAAUAGUGCCGUGGCGAGCGACACGCUCAUGGCUAUUGCCGAGGCGACGAGUUUCGAGCUCGUGGCAAACGAAACCAUAGCAUUCGCUUUCAAUCAGAAGAACCCGAAGGUUCAACAGGAGACUCUCUUGUGGCUAUCCAAAGCCUUGCUCGAAUUCGGUUACACAAUCAACGCGAAGUCGAUAAUGGAAAAUAUCAAGAAAGCAGUGGGCGCGACGAAUCCUAGCGUGCGCACAGCAGCGAUUACGUUAGUAGGAACUCUGUACAUGUACAUGGGCAAGCCCCUCCUCAUGUUCUUCGAGAACGAAAAGCCGGCCUUGAAGCAGCAAAUUGAACAGGAGUGCGAAAAGAAGAGGGAAACGCCGCCGGCACCCGUGCGUGGACUUAAAAGUAAAAAGGGCAGGGUGGAGGAAGACGAGGACGGAGAACCCGACGAGAAAGUUGGCGGAAGUCAGUCGAACAUUUCCGAUCUCUUCCCCCGGGUCGACAUCAGCAAUCAAAUCACCGAAAGCUUGCUCGCCGAGUUGUCUGACAAGAACUGGAAGGUUCGUAACGAAGGUCUACAAAAGAUAGCCGGGAUUCUCAACGAGGCGAAAUUCAUAAAAGGAUCUAUCGGGGAUCUGCCGCAAGGAUUGGCAUUGCGACUGGUCGACAGCAACAGCAAGAUCGCCCAAUCCACUUUGGGUCUCUGUCAGGCUUUGGCCACCGCCAUGGGCCCCUCUGCCAAAACUCAUAUUCGCACCCUCUUCCCUGGUUUCGUUCAAUGCCUGGGAGAUUCCAAGAACUGGAUCCGCACCGCCGCUAUUUCCUGUAUCAACACCUGGGGCGACCAGUGCGGCUACAAAGAAUUCUUCGACGGCGAGAUUAUCGGCGAUGCCCUGAAGACUGGUUCACCGACUCUCAGAGCAGAGCUGUGGAUCUGGCUUGCCCAGAAAUUACCCGGAAUACCGGUCAAGCAAAUACCGAAGGACGAGCUUACCGCGUGCAUUUCCCAUUUGUACAGCAACUUGGAAGACCGCAACUCCGAUGUGAGGAAAAACGCCCAGGAGGCAGUUUUGGGAUUCAUGAUCCAUCUGUCCUACGAAGCCAUGAGCAGGAGUACGGAGAAAUUAAAGCCAGGGUCUAGAACCGCGGUAUUGGCAGCCCUGGACAAGGCAAGGCCCAAUCUACCGAUUAAACCUCUGCCCUCGAAGAAGCAAGCAUCCGAUGACGGCUCGCAGCAGAAAACCGUAAAGAGCGGAGGCGCCGUGAAGGCGAAUAAAGCCGCGGUCAAGACAAAGGGCGCGUCCUCGUCGAAGCCCAGCAGUGCCCGCAAGAAGGACGAAGACGUCGACACGAGCCCGCUGCUGGCGACGAACAAUCUGAAGCACCAGAGAGUAAUCGACGAGCAGAAGUUAAAGGUCUUGAAGUGGAACUUCACUACACCUAGGGAAGAAUUCGUGGACUUGCUGAAGGAACUGAUGUCGGCCGCUAACGUGAACAAGACGUUGAUGGCGAACAUGUUCCACUCGGACUUCCGGUACCACCUCAAGGCGAUCGAAGCUCUGACGGAGGAUCUGCCCGGCAACAGUAAGGCCCUCGUCUCAAAUCUUGACCUCAUAUUGAAGUGGUUGACGCUUCGAUUCUUCGAUACGAAUCCAUCGGUAUUGCUGAAAGGCUUGGACUACUUGCAAACCGUUUUCAAUCUGCUGAUCGAGGAUCAGUAUCACAUGCUGGAGAACGAAGCUGCCUCGUUCAUUCCUUAUCUAAUUAUUAAGAUCGGGGAUCCCAAAGACGCCGUUCGGAACGGUGUUCGAGCCCUCUUCAAGCAGAUCGCUUUAGUAUAUCCUGUUAGCAAGCUGUUCUCCUACGUCAUGGAGGGCUUGAAGUCUAAAAAUGCUAGACAGAGAACCGAGUGUCUUGAUCAGCUCGGGUCUCUGAUCGAGAAUUAUGGAGUUCCCGUUUGCCAGCCGUCUCCCUCGUCUGCUUUGAAAGAAGUUGCUAAACAAAUAGCUGACAGGGAUAAUUCCGUGCGAAAUGCAGCGCUCAAUUGCAUCGUCCAAGCCUACUUCCUCGAGGGUGAACGAGUCUAUAAACUGAUUGGGCAGAUAUCUGAGAAAGAUCAGUCAUUGCUGGACGAGAGAAUUAAAAGAGCUGCAAAGAAUCGCCCAGUAAAGUCAGCUUCAUCGGCGAGGAUAGUGGUGCCACCAAUUUCUACAAAUGCCCCUGCGACAGAGGAAAUGGAGGAUGACUACGAAGAAGAGGAGGAGAACGAAGCUCCGGAGCAGGAAGUCGAUGUACUCAACGAUGGGGACGAUAGUAAAGAUAAUCAACCCGAGAAGGCCGAAGAUAUGACUCUUGUCAAUAAGGAAAACAAUGAGGAAUCGCAAUCGCCGACUGCGACAAAAAAUGAGGGAAACAAGGACGAACGGGUUGAAGCUUCGGCAGAAUCGGAAUCUCAAUCUGAACAAGUCACUCGCGAAGCGGAAAAUAAGACAAAUCCCACGCCGAUGCAAACGAAAGUAUCAGGACCCUUUGGCCUCGACAUGGAUCUGCUGCAGAGGAUCGAGCUCAGUGCUCCUGUCAAGUAUCGGUACCCUAAGCUACUGACUCCAGAUUUCUCCGAACCAGUAAAUUUAGCUCCUCCGCCAACUCAAACAAUUUUGAUGUCACCGCCGAAGCUCUUAAUUCCUAAAUCUUCGUCUGUAUCUCCCCUGGGACAAUCGGCUACUAAAGAGGAGAGUCUGGAGCGCAAUAUUCUUGCAAUAGCCAGCCCGGAUUUGCCGACUGCCAUUCAGGCUAUGAAUAGCAUAGAUAACUUAUUGAAGUCGCAUCAGUUCAGUAUGCUGCAGUCGAGGGAGGACAAGUUCAUCACUUCUUUGAACCUGCAACUCAAGCUUCUUCAGACGUAUCCUCUCCACCAGGGAAGCGUCGACGUGUCCAAGGGCUUCCGAAAUGCCUUCAUGGUGAUACUUUCGUUCUACGAAUCCGGGGUCUUGGGGAAGAACGUACCGGCGGUGCACCUGAAGGAGCUCAUUGAUCAGAUGAUCUGUUUGUUGGCCGAGAAUAAGCUGGACCGGCUGAACGAAGCGGAAGCUUACAACAGGGUCAUCAACAACAUCGUCAUGAAAUUGAUAGAUCAUUCUAAUCACACGACCAUCAUAUGCGUGCUAAUCCAAUUGUUACACGGCUGUGCGGAAUCGAAUGCUCCUUCCAAGUACGAAGACCUGGUGAUGAAGUGCUUGUGGAAGAUAGUAAAGACUAUUCCAAAUUGGGCCGCCGACUUGGAAUACGAUAACAUACUCCUGGAGGUGCACCACUUCUUCAAGGAUUACCCUUCGUCUUGGUGGAAGAAACGAAAGCCUGACACAGCCUUGCGUACGGUUAAAACCGUGCUUCACAGUAUGACCAAGGUUAAGGGCAGCACGAUUUUAAGUCACUUGACGUUGAUAAGUAACACGAACGAAUCCGAACUACAUUCCUACCUGAUGAGACUUAUCGCGACCUUCAAGCCCGACGAGGUUAACGCAAUGUCGAGGCCUUCUUCUAAGGCGAGCAACCCAAGCCGGACCCAGAAACAUCUUUCGAAGUUGACUCAUCAACAAUUGUCGGAGAUAUUCAAAAAAAUUGGAUCCAAGCACCACACGCAAGAGGGCUUGGUACAGCUUUACGACUUCAAGCAGCAGAAUCCUGAAGCAGACGUUCAACCCUUCCUGAUGUCAUCUCAUCAGCUUUUCCAAGACUUCAUCGAGCAGGGACUCCGAGAUAUCGACCAAGCGAGGAAGAAUCAAGGACUCAUAUCCCAGGCCAAUAAUCAGUAUGAACCUUCCGAACCUCCCGCCCCGGUUGCAGAGGAGAAAAGACUAAUGGAUCCCAUGCUCAGGCUGGAGAAAUUGAGAGCGCUCGAGGCCCAGUGUAGAACCACUGCACCGAGCCAUUCCAAUCCGACAUGAGUCCAAGAUGAACGCACUUUCGUACUACUUUAGGUUUCGAUUAUUCAAAGAUAACGCGUAGUCGAGGAACAUCCUAUUUAUGGCGUCGCAUCGGAAAGCGUACAAGUAAUUCAGCAUGCAUCGUAUCGUACUUACGGAUCGGUCAGGGGGAGGCCUAGGUAAAUGGUAACGAUUGCGACAUGUCUCGUUGGGGUUUUGUUGUCUUUUUCUUUCUUUCAAUCAGGCUAAGGUCUUUUCGUUAACGCGAGUAGAGGAGGAACGCUCCCUUCGCAGGAUCACCAGUGCAUGAAACAUAAAGGCACGUAUUAAUAAUCAGUGCAUGAGCAGAACAGUUUAUAAUAAUGUACGUAAUUGCUAUAUACCUUCGACGUCCAGUGCGAGAUUAACAGUAGCUCGACUUCACCUCGUGGUUACAUGUAUAGUUGAUACUAUUAUUAAUAAUAUUAUGUAACGUUCAUGUGUUAUGCCAGCCGUAUUUAUGAAGUAUAGGAGCAGAGAAGGAUAUUAAAUUCUGUAAUAACAGACGGAGUCCACGUUGGUUUCAGACUGAGUUAUUUGUAGCUGAUUUUAUAUCGUUAUUUUUUUAUAAUAAACACUUCGUCUUUUUUAA
Orussus abietinus is the source of this 6960-nucleotide messenger RNA. It is a transcript of the gene msps, whose product is annotated as protein mini spindles. Gene Ontology annotation, molecular function: microtubule plus end polymerase activity; microtubule plus-end binding. The record is from RefSeq and is a predicted model, not a curated record. Gene Ontology annotation, biological process: microtubule polymerization; establishment or maintenance of microtubule cytoskeleton polarity; mitotic spindle organization. The coding region runs from base 357 to 6350 and encodes 1997 amino acids. The transcript has 35 exons. Gene Ontology annotation, cellular component: kinetochore; centrosome; microtubule plus-end. Lineage: Eukaryota; Metazoa; Arthropoda; Insecta; Hymenoptera; Orussidae.